Messenger RNA from Melanotaenia boesemani (Boeseman's rainbowfish), 2573 nucleotides. RefSeq names its product sirtuin 6 (gene sirt6). NCBI's taxonomy places the organism in Eukaryota, Metazoa, Chordata, Actinopteri, Atheriniformes, Melanotaeniidae. The transcript is spliced from 8 exons. The coding region runs from base 120 to 1154 and encodes 344 amino acids. Gene Ontology annotation, molecular function: NAD+ binding. The record is from RefSeq and is a predicted model, not a curated record.
UGUCGUCAUUAAACAAGCAGUUCAGCUGAAGCUUGCCUAAAGCACAAAUACGUUACCAGAUAAACGCUACCUGAACAACUUCCAGUACAAACAAUAAAGUUAGAAUAUCUACAGCAGUCAUGUCUGUAGAUUAUGCUGCCGGCCUAUCGCCGUAUGCAGACAAGGGUGUUUGCGGACUUCCUGAGAGCUUUGAGAGUCCUGAGGAGCUGAAGGCAAAGGUGGACACGCUUGCUCAGUUAAUUAAAGAAUCUAAAUACUUGGUUGUCCACACAGGAGCUGGAGUCAGCACCUCAGCAGGCAUCCCUGACUUCAGGGGCCCCAAGGGUGUAUGGACGUUAGAAGAAAAAGGUGAAUCCCCUCACUUUGAGACCACAUUUGAAGAUGCCCGCCCCAGUUUAACUCACUUAGCCCUCCUGGGACUUGAAAGGGCCGGAUAUCUCAAGUAUCUCAUCAGCCAGAACGUAGACGGCCUGCAUGUUCGAUCGGGCUUCCCCAGGGACAAGUUAUCAGAGCUUCAUGGAAACAUGUUUGUGGAGGAGUGUGAGAAGUGUGGCAGGCAGUACAUCAGAGAAAAGGUGAUUGGUGUGAUGGGGCUGAAACCAACAGGACGUUACUGCGAUGUGGUGCGGUCCAGAGGACUAAGAACCUGCAGAGGGAAGCUGAUCAGCACCAUACUGGAUUGGGAGGAUGCUCUUCCUGACAGAGACCUGAACAGAGCAGAUGAGGCAAGCAGACGAGCAGACCUAGCACUGACGCUGGGCACGUCCAUGCAGAUUAAACCCAGUGGAGAUCUCCCACUCCUCACAAAGCGUAAAGGAGGGAAAGUGGUUAUUGUCAACCUGCAGCCUACAAAACAUGACAAGCAUGCUCACCUGCGUAUCCACAGUUACGUGGAUGAGGUCAUGAAACAGCUGAUGCAGCUUUUAGGUUUAGACAUCCCAAAAUGGGAGGGACCAACCAUCUGCGAGAGCUCCACAGCCCCAUCUGAGGCCACCACUGAUAACAAACCACUUUGCAACAUUUCCGUAGAGGAAAAAGUGAAAAGGGACGAAGUUAAGGAGGAAAGUAAAAGAGAAGCAACACAGCUAAAAGAGGAUGAGAGUGAUAAGGAGGAGACUGUGCCAGUAAAGAGAGAGAGAGCAGAAGAGAAAUAACCUUUGGUAGAUUCCUCACUAAAAGUUUCCAGCAUAAACCCGUCCAGAAACAUCAGUUUCAUGCAGGACAAAAACCUUUUUUUUUUUUUUUUUUUUGUAGUAAUCUCAUUAAUCCCACAUUUCUGAUUCUCCCCUCACAGCCCUGAUGAGCAGUCAUGUGGUACAGAUUCAACUAAAACUACACAAAUUGGAAAUGUUGUUUUUCCACAUAGUAACACUCUUGGAAAUUCUCAGGCAGUGAUGUAAAAGUUCAGCUUCCUGCAGUGGGGGAUUUUUUUUUUUUUUUUUUUUUUUGUGUUAUCCAGCUCGGAGCUUUGUUUUGCUGAAUGAACAAGUCUUCAACAGACAGGACAACACGAUGAGAUCUGGAGCACAUCGUUAUAAAGAAAGUUUUUAAUAAGGUGUGUAAGUUUGCUGCAUCGUAUUAAUAUUUAUAGCCCUAUGCUCCAGAUUUUGUCCCUGCAGAUUUAGCCUUUUAAGACUCCAUGGUUUGAUAUGUUAUGAAAAGGAAUAUGAAGUGAGCUUCUCUGUCUGACAGACUAGUUGCUGCAUACAGCUCUGGUAAAUUUUAGGUCAUGUCUGAUUUUGGACCAUAAAUGAGUCAUAAUCAUGUUGUAUGUUUUCAGAAACAGUUUUUUAUCUCAGGAGAACGUUGUACACACACAGUUAAGGUUAUUUUUUUUUUUACAUAAUUCACUGUGCAUAUAAACAUGUUUUAGCAAUAAACACACUACCUUUGUGAAGAAAAAACAAAGUCAGUCUUGUGUCCAUUGUGGCUGGUUGCAAACUUAGAGCUGUUUGUCUGAGAUGUGCUUUCUGUGCUGCUGCUUAACAACUCAUUAACAUCUCUGAAGUCAGCAUUUAAACACUUCUGUAGUGUUUAAAAAUAUAUUAUGAAUCACUGCAUUGAGAAGGAACUUCAUAAUCACGGCCAUUGAAACACUGACGUCAGUGGGAAGAUGAGAGAGACGAGCAGCCAGCUUCUUUCCCAUGCAAUCCUGAUCCUUUUCUAUUUUUUAUCGUUUUGAGCAGCUGUGUCCAGGCGUUUUUAUAAGCAUAUGAUUAGACAUUAGUUUCAGUUCAUUAAGACUCUUUGUCUUUGCAGAAAUUUAAGUUGGGAAACAUAACGCAUAAAAACUGUGAAUGGGUGAUUGCAGAGCUCUCAUUACUGCUCUUACAUCUAGUAACUUGUUUUUCAUUGCAUCUGCUCUGUAGUGCUGAUAAGUUUUCACACCAUUUCUGAAAUCUUCUUGCCUUGUUUUCAUCAUUACUUUAGAUGUGACAUCAGGCCGAAUUGUAUGAAGAUAUGUAUUCCUUAAAUAAAUUGUCAGAUGUCACAUUUGAUAUGUAUGCUGUAAGAGGGUUAUCUCCCUCAUAUCUCCCAUUUCAGCAGUUCUCCGUGUUUUUAGGUUGUAAUUU